AUGCCAAACCAUCCUCCUUUCUUUAUUCGAGAUGAGUCGCAAUCUUCUGUGUUCAUUGUAGACGAUGAUUGUAGCACAUUGAGUCACCAGUCAGCCAAAUCAAACGAAUCAACAUAUCUAUCACCAAAUGACAUUAAAACCAAGUACAGAUCGUUCGAGUCAGAGAGAUCCAUGAGCAGCACUGAAGGCAUGUCCAAUUGCAGCAGAUUGCCUUCUGAUCAUAUCCACUCUGAGCCAGCAUCCAAUGCAUCCUUCUGGGCUACCCUCAAUACCAGAUCAAAAUACUAUCUGCCCAUUCUUCAAUGGCUGCCACUGUACACAAAGCAAGAUUUCUCGCAAGACGUCCUGUCAGGACUAUCGCUGUCUGCUCUGUUCAUUCCUCAAGCACUAUCUUAUGCAACUGCACUUUGCAGGAUUCCUGCCAUUCAUGGGUUAUAUACCGUAUCGGUUACAACUUUUAUAUAUGCAUGUUUGGGCAUGUCUCCCCAACUGUCAGUCGGCCCUGAAGCUACUGUGUCAUUAAUUACUGGAUCGGGCAUAGCUCAUCAGCAAUCAUCUGCAAGACAUCCAUUUGAUCCAGAGGCAUCUGCUGCAAUAGCUAGUUUAACUGCAUUCUUCGUUGGUCUAUUCACGCUUGCAUUAGGCUUGUUGCGCUUUGGUUUUCUAGAUAGUCUGAUGAGCCGUGCCCUGUUGCGAGGCUUUAUCACUGCUGUUGGUGCGGUGGUUCUCGUGCAGCAGUCCAUUCUACUAUUGGGUUUGGGUGAUUUAGCUACGCAAGUAGGCUUGACGCCAGAUUCAACCACCAUACAGCGUCUCCUAUUUCUUGCCUCUUACAUCAGUUAUUCCGACCCUCUUACUUCGGCAUUCUCGGCAGUUGUCUUGUUCAUUCUGGCCAUUGCACCUCUUCUAAAGGCGCGAUACUAUGUCAUCAGCAGACUACCUGAAGUGCUUUUGGUUGUCGUCUCAAGCAUCCUAGUUUGCAGACUGUAUGGACUGGAUAAAGCUGGACUAGAUGUCUUGGGCCAAGUAGGUGGGCCCAGUAGCAGCUUUAAUCUACCUCUACCUGUGCCAAGCAUGCCCAUAUUACCAGAUCAUGCUGACAUCAAGGCCAUCAUUGUCAAUGCUGCUAUUAUCACCAUCAUUGGCUUUGUCGAAUCCAUUGCAGCUGCUAAAUCGUUCGCAAGAAGACACAACCAUUUCGUCAGUGCCAACCGAGAAUUAGUCGCAUUAGGCAUUGGUAACAUUAUUGGAGGCUUCUUCGGCUCUUUUCCAGCCUUUGGAUCAUUUCCUCGAAGUAAGGUUCACGAAUCCGUCAAGCCAAAAACUCAAAUGUCCGGAUUGCUAUCGGGUGUCACCUGUCUGAUUGUCACUGGAUUCUUUCUGCCACAGCUAUUCUAUCUGCCAACUGCAACCUUAAACAGCAUCAUCUUCACGGCCGUACUAGCCUUAUUACGGGAGCUUCCACAUGAUUUGAAUUUUAUGUGGCAAGUUCGUGCAUGGAAAGAUGUCGCACUGAUGGCAACUACAUUUCUGACCACCAUGUUCUUUUCAUUGGAGGUAGGCACUGCUGUCGCUGUCAUGUUCAGCUUGAUCAUUACUGUAAAGCAAUCCAGUUACCCUCGCAUUACUAUUUUGGGUCGGGUCAAGGAAACGUCAUAUGAAUUCAAACCAAUUCAUGAUUCUAAAGAGAAAGUAGAACAUCUCAAAGAUGUAUUAAUAGUCAGAAUUGAGGAGCCUUUAUAUUUUGCCAACACGGGUCAAUUGAAGGAUAGACUUCGAAGAUUAGAACAAUUUGGUGACAUGGCUGUACAUCCAUCGGAGCAACCUAGAAGAAAUCAUUUAGCCUUUAUUGUUCUUGAUAUUGGUGGCAUGGAGUUUAUUGACGCAAGUGCUGUACAGAUUUUGUAUGAGAUCAUUGCAUCUUAUCAUGAGCAGCGUGUUCAAGUGCUGCUUGUUAACGGACAUCCGAAUGCUAUGCCUCUGAUCAGCCGUGCUGGUAUAUUGGAGCUCAUCGGAUCUAAUCUUUUAUUUGAAAAUGUCACUGAUGCUAUUCAGUCAAUAGAGCAGGACAUCCAGUACACAUCUUUUCCCAAUAGCCACAUGCUAGGAGAGAGCAGUUCUUCCUAUUCCUCGACCUAA
Mucor velutinosus is the source of this 2139-nucleotide messenger RNA. RefSeq names its product Proteasome subunit YC7alpha/Y8 (protease yscE subunit 7) (gene SCL1). Lineage: Eukaryota; Fungi; Mucoromycota; Mucoromycetes; Mucorales; Mucoraceae. Gene Ontology annotation, biological process: transmembrane transport. Gene Ontology annotation, molecular function: sulfate transmembrane transporter activity. The record is from RefSeq and is a predicted model, not a curated record. The transcript has 7 exons. Gene Ontology annotation, cellular component: plasma membrane. Bases 1 to 2139 code for a protein of 712 amino acids.